Molecule: messenger RNA, 8693 nt
Organism: Lethenteron reissneri (Far Eastern brook lamprey)
Lineage: Eukaryota; Metazoa; Chordata; Hyperoartia; Petromyzontiformes; Petromyzontidae
Gene: PHF12
Product: PHD finger protein 12
Biological process (GO): negative regulation of transcription by RNA polymerase II
Cellular component (GO): nucleus; Sin3-type complex
Molecular function (GO): protein binding; transcription corepressor activity
Source: RefSeq, a predicted model, not a curated record
CUUGACGCGGCGGUGAUGGAGGAGGAGGCGGCGCGGGGCCGCCGUUAAUAAGCGGCCGUGUUAUCGAGGCCUUUGCAACGACAACAACAGCGGCGGUAACGAGGGCGGGAGUGCAGCCAGAGAGAGGGGACGACGAUUCCUUGCGUGCGUCGUGCUCGCCUCAGCUCCCAGCCUUGCCGGCGCGGCCUCCGCAUCUGACGGGAGGCCUAGCGCAGGCUUCCCUGCGGGGAGCUCCAGGCAAGACCGGGGACCCCGCAGGGCCUUGUUUUGUCGCUGCGCCUCGGGACGCCAUGGCGACGCAGGCGGCGAGUAGCGGCAGCGACGGCAGCAGCAGCAGCAGCGGCUGAGUGGCGACCGCUCCGCCGCGUUUCUCGGCCGCUGCGUCUUUUGUUGAGUUGGGGAGCGCGGAGUAAACCCCAAAGGCAAGCGCAACGCCAGCGCACGGACUGAGCUGAGAAGGCGCUUGCAGAUUGUUUAUCGGCCGCGGUGAGGAGGAGGAGGAGGCCACGAUGAUGGAGAAGAUCGUGUACGACCUCGACACGUCGGGAGGGCUCAUGGAGCAAAUCCAAGCGCUGGUGGCACCUCCUAAGAGCGACGAAGAGCACGGCGGGGGCGGCGUGAGCGCCGCCUCGCUCGCCGCCUCACGCAGGCACGAGCGCGAGGCGGCGCGACGCACCGGCCGUGCCAACAACCAUGACACCUGCGACAGCUGCCGCGAGGGCGGAGACCUCCUGUGCUGCGACCACUGCCCCGCAUCGUUCCACCUGCAGUGCUGUGACCCACCGCUCAGUGCCGAGAUGCUGCCGUCUGGAGAGUGGAUGUGCCACCGCUGCACCAUGAGGAGAACGAAGAAGGAGGGCAAGUUUAAACCGGGCGGCAAGAGCUGGCUCAUCAACGGCCUCCUGGAAAAGCACUGCAGCAAGCGCCCCUCCGUGCUGCUCACGCCCGUCGACGCCGAGCUCGAGAACGUUAAGCUGCAGGCUCUCCACUCGGCGCGCGCGACGGCGGUAGCCACCACCACCGCCAUGCCCAAGUGGGAAACCUAUGCCGCUCCCACCACCACUGCCGUCGCCAUCUCCGCCGCCUUCGCCGCCGUGUCGCGGCCGCUCUGCGAGCAGCAUAAGCCUGGCGGGCCUUCCUCCUCUGUCACCGAAGCUGGCGGCCACAGGGUGGCUGUCUGCGUCGACAGCAAGCGGGAGGGCUCUAACUGCACGGCCAAGCCGGGUCUCCGAGCAAACUCGCAGGACGGCGAUGACUUUGCCGCUAUCUCGGCGACAGGAGCGUCGUCGCCGCCCAUCGCGGGGCCUUCGGAGGCGCGGGAUGGGGCAACUGGAGCUGUGGCUGCCCCGAUGGUUUCUGUGGCCCCGGCGACUUCAGCUGCAGCCCGACCCCUGACCCCAGCGACGUCCAAGUCGGGCAGCAGCACGCCCACGACGGUGGAGGUGGACGACGGGGACUCGAUCGCGGGAGACGAGGGUAGCGGAGACGACGGAAACGGUGGGACGACGACGAUGCUGAUGGGACAGCAGGAUGAGGAUGGAACCAGGAUGAGCGGCGUCACGUCGAGCAGGGGGAUGGCCGCGACCGCGGCGCCACCCCUCUCCGCCGCUGCCGCCGCGUCGGCUGUGACAACGGCCGUGACGACGCCGGCGGUGGUAAUGACGGUGACGAGGCAGAGGAACCCGUUUGAGAUGCUGGUGGUGGCCGCCACGGAGAGGAACCCGACGCAGUUCCAGUUGCCGUACGAGCUCACUUGCAGCACGCCCUUGCCUGGGACGAGUAAGAAGCGUCGAAAGGAGGAAGCGGGCGGGAAGCACGCACGGCGGUCGCCACACGAGCUGGACACCCACGGUCUGGUGCCUCUGCCGGCGCGACUCUGCUACCUGUGCAGCAGGAGCUGCCGGGUGGCUCCGCUAGUGCAGUGCGACUACUGCGCGCUGCUCUUCCACCAAGACUGCCUCGACCCGCCACUCACCUCGAUGCCCACGGGACGGUGGAUGUGUCCCAACCACCCCGAGAGCCGGCCGCUGAGCGGGGUGGCGUUGCCCCUGAGUGGGCGCUGCCAGCUCUUCUCGCGGUUUCAGGGCCCCGUGCAGCAGCACACGGUCUCCCUGGGUUUCCUGCGCCGCGUGCACCGCAAGCGCCCACCCAACCGCUCCCCCGCUUCCACCACCGCCACGACCGCCUCCACGCUCGCCCGCAAGGCCCUCAAGGUUCCGGCUGCCAUCAAGGCUCAUUACGAGCAUCGCCCUCCGCUGGGGCCGCCCGCGGGCGUGCGGCAGUGCCAGCUCGUGUGCACGGAGCCGGAGCCGCCCAGCGCCGGGCCUCGCCUCGCGGCUGACCGCGAGCAGGAGGAGUGGCUGCGGAACGUGCUGGCGCUGCAGUCAAGCAUAGCGCGGCACCUCGCCGUGAAGCAAGCGCCCUCAGCCGUACCCCGUUCGGCGUGCGGCCCGAGUGAGGGGUUGUCGAAGCUCGCGACCUCUGACCCGGCCCUCCCUCGCCUCCACGUGGCCGCCCCCCUUCGGAGCAGAGUGGCGCCGGCAACGUUGUCGUCGUCAACGUCAUCCUCAUCAUUGCCGCCUUCGGUCACGGACGUGAAACUCCCUCCACUUAUUUCUAGCGACAUGAAGGUGAAGGGAGAGGCAGAGCAGGGCCACAGUCCCUCGAGGUCCAAUGGACCUUCGCUGGGCAGCAAGGAUAGCGGUGGCGGCGGCGCUGGUUGUGACGUGGCCGAACUGGAUGCUAUGGACUCGUGUUGCGAGUCGUCGGAUUUGGCACAGCAUGGAGUCCUGGCCGGCCAAACGAAGGCAUGUGGCCUAGGGGAGGAGGGUGGCUGCGGUGUUGUGAAUCACCUUGCGCAUGCAGCGCAUGCGCCGCAAGCACGGUACGGUAGCGCGACGACAGUAGUGCUGGUGGGGGAGAAGGGUGACCGGCGCACUCUCCUACCCGACGGACCCAAGGUGGAACCGGGAGCCCCAGGAGGGACUGGGCCACUUGGGGACCCGACGGGGAGUGGCGAUGCAGCCACGACAGCGCUGACGGCGACAGCGGCCGCCCUUUGCCACCUCAACGCGUCGCUGUUGGCACUUAUGGACGGCAAGACAGGACCCCACUUGCCGGACCUGGAUGAGCGGCUGGUGAGGGUGCUUGCCUGGCAGAGGAUACAGCAGAUUCUGAGCGGUCGCCCCACGCCGCCUGUCAUGACCACCGCCGCCGUUGCUACCGCCACUGUCCCCGCCAUCCCCCGGGCGUCGGACGAUCUCAAGCCCGCGCCGAGCCUCCUAUUCAAGACCCCGGCACUACCCGCGCCAACUGCGAGGAUUGCCGCCCCGGAAGCAGAAGCUGCAGGACCGGCGUUGACGGAGGUGCGAGCACGCGCAGUGCUGAGCUCCGUGGACGGGCGAGGGGAGCCGGUUCGAAUGCGCUACAGGGCCCUGUACAUCGGCACAGGUGCCGACAUGGAUCUCUGCCUGACCAAGUUUGGCCACUGCAAUUACGUUUCCGGAAAGCACGCCUGCAUCUUUUUCGAUGAGAGCACGAGCCAGUAUGAGCUGCUCAACUACAGCGAGCACGGCACGCGUGUGGACGGGGCGCUCUACGGCUGCUCGCUGAUGGAGCCGCGCGGGCCCCCCACGCUGCCCCCCAGCCCGCUCGUGGCGCGAGUUCGCAGCAUCAUCCGCAACAACAAGAAGCCAACAUCCGAGAUCCGCACGAGUGAGGCCGCCGACCUGGGCGUCAUGAGCGCCGACGACUUGCGUCCUUCUGCCGCCAAUCCUUGUGGCUGCUCUCCCCGGCUCUCGCAUCCUCACCCCUGCGGCGGUGGCGACGGCGUCGUCCAACGCUGCCCAUCGAGCGCCGGCCGUCCGGCACUCGCCGGCUGGGAGGGGACAGCGCUGCUGAGGCACGGAAGUGACGUGCAGCUGGGCUGCCUGCGCUUCGUGUUCAGCGUGGCCGCGUUCGCUCCUCUUGUCGCCUCCGAGUCGACCGCGCGGAUUGACGCGCGGUCGACUGACGGCACGGCCGCCGUGACGACAGCGACCGGCGGCGCAGCGCAGUGUGGAAGUGCGGGUGCGCAGCACAGGACGCUUGGCGGCGGCUUGGACAAGCAGCCGUCCGUGUCGAGGUCCUUCUCUGUUCCCUGAGCGCGCAAGUUCCCCCCCCCCCAUUACAUUUUUUAUUUUGUUUUGGUGGCGUUUUGUAUUGAAUCGUGAUGUCGUUUGUGUGAUCGACCGAGCGACGCGCUGGGCCACUGUGCAGGCGCGCAGGAGAGGAGGAGGGCACUUUCGCACGUCCCGUGCCGAGGAUUUAUAGAAAGGAGAGGGGACGGCGCUGCGGACGUCAGAACCACCUGGCUGCGUACGAGUAGCACGCGCGCGCACGCACACACGUAUAUAUAGGCACAUACGUUAGUAAAGUUGUUUGUACGCCUUUGUACCGUUAUUAUUGUCUUCAGUAAUAUUGUAAUAAUGAUAAUACGACUUUUUACAUUUCUAGUAUCGUCGACGAGCCUGUAUGUUAUUAGCGCCGAGUAGGCAGAAGAUACCAGCUAAUGUAUUUUUGUCUUUCCUGUGCUGUGCAUUGAUGAUUGUAUUUGAGUUUUGUGAUGAAACAUUUUUUUUAUAUAUCAACUGUACUUUUGCCUUCCGGGGAGGGGGAAGUUGAGUACAAAAACUUUCACUGCCGUCUGACCCCCACCUUUGACCUCCCUCUUCACCCUUGACUUCUCUCUUCACCCUUGACCUCUUCCCCCCGUCCCACUCUCAGCCUCCCGUCGCAGGAAGCUGUUUCUUUAUGACAACAAUAACAAAGCACGCACCCGCGCUAUUAUUUACGCGUCCUGAGUUUCGUUUUUAUAAUGUAUUAAAGACAUUUAUUUUUAUUUUAUUUUAAUACUUGAUGAAGCUGCCGUCUGGGUGCUAGCAUUGUCACUGGGGUUGCUGGCGUGCUCGUGUGUGUGUGUGUGCGCACUCGGUAUCAUCUCGCAAAAGCCGAGGGAUCCUUCGGAUGAGAACGAGUGCUCCGUGUCGGAUGAGAUGAGGGUUGUAUUUGAGAUGAGAUACGGGUUGGAUGCUAUGAGGGUCAACCGAAUGAGACGAGGGAUGUGUCAAGACAGCUUUUUCUUUUAUCAGACAGUGUUCUGUAUCAGAUGCAAUGAGAGAGUUUUUAUUGCAUGACACGUGUCCAGUCCAACUUCACAUGCCUGUCUUGCUGGGGACUGAGAUGUAGAUGGAUAGGCCGGAUUUGUAGAAAUCUUUACAAAAUGACAGGCACAAAAUACUGCACUGGGUGUGUGCGGUUAGUUGGUCAGGGUGUAUAUGUGACAGAUGUGGAUGUACUGUAGUAUGUUGGAGGUGAGAGUUGUGUAUUGGAUGAGAUGAGGUUUAUGUACGAGAUUAUUCUGUAUUGAAUUGGAUCCGGUUUCUCGAUGAGAUGAGGGUAAUGUAUUGGAUUAGAUGAGGUGUAUGCAUCCGAUGAGACGAGUUUCGUAUCAGACGAGAGAGGGUGGACAUAACAUUGACAAACUUCUAAGAAUUCAAACGACGACUCGUGCACGGUUCGUUCAUUGAGAAUCGGAGGUGGGAUUGGUGGAUCAUGCAGUGAUUGGAAUAGUGAACCGGCUCCAGAGAUGAGAUACCCUUCUAAAUGAGCAAUGAGGUGGUGUUUGCAUGAGAUAGUACAGCAAGUAGGUUUACAAUAAUCUACUGAGUGCUUGAGUUUUUGUCGCACUUUAGGAUUCUUGUCACAAAUAAAACUGGGGUGGUGCAGUGCGUUUAGGGCUAACAUCAGUGGCGAGUAAUAUCUGAACCGGUCCAAGGCCCCCCCCCCCCACCAAUCCACACUGGCCAGCGUGGGGAAGUAAGACCAAAUAAUCAUGACCUAGUGAUCGUGGGUAGGCCUUCAUCCAAUAGUGGAUUGACAUAGGAGUGGAACGUAUUUAUUUUACGGUCUAAAAUGCAACUAUUACCAGUCAUUUGAAAACAACUAUGGCAAACAUCCCAAGCAAGAGUUCUGAAUUGGCCUUGACGACUGACGUGGUUAAUUCAAUAUCUCGCAUCACGGUAACACCGUCAGUGGUGUAGCUGUCGAGUGUGCAGGCGAUACAAUUGCAACGAGGUCCAGGCACCCGGGCUAUGAAGAGGGGAAUAAUUGGACAAGGGACCCCAUUUUAAUCUUUACACCAGGCCCAAAGCUGCUCAUUUAUUGCAAUGUGCAUAUUUUAAUAAUAGCAAUUGCAUCUCUGCAAGGAUGCCUCAACUGACGGUCAAGUUUUUUCUAGAGAUGCAUGUUUUGUCGGAUGUUGUGCCACGGGAGGUCGUAGAUUCUAUCUGACCCUGACGCCUGUAUAUUUGGAGUUUGCAGGUCUCCUCGUGGUCGCGUGGAUUUUUCUCCGGGUCCUCUGGGUGUUCCCUCCACAUUUAGAAACAUGCAUUUAGAAUAUUUAGCUGCUAUACAUUUCCAACAUGAUGACCCACUUCGUUGAGGUCAUGUCUCUUCCCGAAAAAAGAGCUAUAUGGCUCGGUGGGCCUUACCUGAUAAGAUAAAUAUAGUUUAGUUUUCUUUGUCCGCGCUUGGGAAGACACCAGAUUGGGGAUAACGAGGCACUCAAUUGCAGCUAUUCGAAUAGGUCAACCCACUUGCUGUACUGCCUUCUGCUGGUACCCCAGUGGCCCACCCCAACAGUUGGGUUGUCUCGCGCACACGAUCUGCCAACCGCGUGGCCAGGAUCGGUUUACAAGAUCAUGAAAGAGAUGUGCACGGUCUGGCUCCUUUUCAUGGAACUCACUUUUUUUAAACGCUCACAAUCUCUUUCCAUAUCGUUUCGGUGAGGUUUUUGUUAAAGCGUCGCGUUUCUGGUUGCGUACGACCGAUUAUUUACCUGCACGCGUGUCCUCGAAAUAACGUUGGCGCUUGCAUCCUGCCGUUGCGCGCGUAAUGGAGUUUUGAGGAGGGGGUUGGGGGGGUGGGAAUGAAUAUCGCAAUUGUUAAACAAAAAUGAAGAGCAUACAAAGCAAUUCUGUCUUUGUUAUCCACAUCUCCGUGCGGCGCAGAAACAUCGCGCGCCGGUGUGAUCCCGGUUCAAAUAACGCGCCGUGCGGUAACUCCUGCAGUUUUGACUUGCGAUUUGCGGUGGUUUAAGUGGUGUUUUGACCUCGCUUUAAUAUUUUCUUUUUAUGUUUUUGUAUAACGUGAAAAGCAAUAUAAAUAACACAGGCUUGUAAAAUAGAUACAUUUUUUGUCGCCGUGGAAACAAUCGGGAUUCGUUUAAGAAAACCGAUACUUACUAUCCCGGUAUUUCGUGGACACUUUGCGAAUACCCCCCAACUCCACCCACUUUUACCACCCGCAAAGGUGACAUUCUCUGAGCUCGGCCAACAUCAAUCCUCGGUUAUGGCGUUCAAUCAGCCCCAUCAUUCCUCCGAUGUCUGUAAAAUAAGUAACAUUUUAUGGGAAGUCGGCAUCGAUUGUGUUGUAGAGCAAUUGACCCACCCCCUCCACCUCAUAGAGUUUGCACAACUGAUUCUGGGCCACCAGUGGGGAAGGAAUGCCGACUCGGAGAUUAUUUUCACAUGCAGGCACUUUUUGGUGGACAUUUGACAGUGGGGAAUAAACACUUAAUCACCCCAGUUGAUACUUUUGGUCGCACACGCUUUUUCCAGCUUUUAAUUGGUGCAGGGAAAUGGCUACAUUUCCGUUAUGCUCCCGAUUUCCUGUGUUCCCACCUGAACAAUGCUCUCUGCUAACACAUCACUCAAACUCCGUUUAGUGUUUUUUAUAUGCAACCAGAUGCGGAUAUGAACAUCGCCCGUCAGCUCGCGCUGCCAGAUGACAGUGUUAACCUGUGACAUUGUUUUACGUUACUAAGCCACCUGUAGUCACCGCGUACUUGAGACUGAAGCCUCCUCACCCCCAGUAGCAGAACGCACGCACAGCAGCCGCAGCUCAAGAGACAAUGCAAAAGGGACGAUGGGGGGAGCUGUGAGUGGAGGGCCUCCCAAACUCCAGCCCUCGCCGGUCUGGUCCCAACCACAGUCCGGCUUUCCGUGUUUACAAUUAUUCGCCGUUGGCGGUGCAAAAUUAGUUUCCGUGAAUAUGGAAAGUAAACGGGAGCGGUGCGGGUCGUCGUGGGUUGGAGUUUGAGACGCCCUAUUUUUCGGGCCAAAGACCUCGCAGCUCCUUUACACUUUCGUGUGUCAUUUCAUUUCUGUCUUGUGGCCACGUGGUGAAUUAAUGGACCCAAAGGGUCUGGCAUAUGAGAUUGUCUUCUCUUACUUUGUUUAAUGUUAUAUUAUUAUUUUUUAAAUAAUAGUGAUGAUAAUUACUACGUUGUCGUGGUUGCACCAUUUUAUACGUAUUAUGUGCUCUUGUUGUUUGUGUGGUUUUUUUGUUGUUAAAGCUAUUGCUAUUAUUAAGGGUUUUUUAAAACGAUGGUCGUGGAAAGACUCCCAGCAGAAGCGUCGCGUCGUGCAGUGGUUGUCCAGUGUCGCUCGCGUGUGUGUGCGCGCCUUGCCGUGUGCACUACUGGCGUAUGUGUUGUACAUAUGUACAUGUGUACAUACAGGACGUGUUUUGUACACGUACAAUCAUAUGUGGCGUGUGGAUUGUAGUAUAUGACCACAUUCGUUGUUAUUAUGAUCAUAAGCAUCAGGGCUUAAUUUCUCAUGGCCCCCAAACCCCCCCCCCCCCCCGGAGAC